AGAAUUAAGUAUCAUCCAGUCUCUGGAUUGAAGAAGAGACGAGCACAAUCUGCUUAGCCCAACGGGAUCCCGGCAGAGCGAAACCAAAAAAAAAAACACAAACAACCAAGCGAGCACGUCACUUCUCGCCCCAUUCACAGUGCACGAGACAGGCUUCGAGAGACACCUGAUCCACGUACAGCGUCCCGCUCUCUGAGCGUUGCUUCUUCCGAUAGUUACUAUCGCCCAGCACUCUAGCUGUGAAGCGCAUAGUUGACAUUAACCAAGAUGUCUUCGUCAGUUUUCUUCAAGUUCAAGUCCCAGAAGGAGCCCACCCGUGUGGAGUUUGACGGAACGGGUAUCUCUGUGUUUGAGCUAAAGCGUGAAAUCAUUCUACGGAGCGGACUCGGCGAUGGAACCGAUUUCGAUCUUGUGAUCUGUGCGGACGAGGCUAUGAAGGAGGUUUACGAUGAUGAUACGACCAUCAUACCCCGGUCCACUACCGUCAUUGCCCGCCGCCUGCCUCCGAAGAUUCCUGGUAGGGGAGGGGCUGCCCGAUAUGUGUCUGGAAAGAUGCCCGUCCAUGCGAAGAACUCGUCUCGUCGGGAACACAUCGCAAAACCAGUCGCGAAGACGCAGUCUAACACACUAGCUAAGUUAAGCAGUGCCAUGACGGAGGAGGAGAAGAUGGCGGCAGUCUUCCAGGCACAGACUGAGAACUUCACGUCCCGCGAAGAGGAGAUGGCUACGCAACAAUACGUGGCCAAGGGAGGCCCCAAGAAGCCGACAAAUGUGCCAGACCAUGACCCACCUCAAGGGUAUAUCUGCUACCGCUGUGGUGAGAAGGGGCACUGGAUCCAGCUCUGCCCUACCAACGACAACCCAGAUUAUGACAACCGUCCGCGCGUCAAGCGAACAACCGGCAUUCCCAGGUCGUUCCUCAAAACAGUGGACAAGGCCACGGCGCUCGGCCAGAACGGCGAUGGCGCUGACUCCAAGGCGCCCUCUGGCAUUAUGGUUAAUGCAGACGGAGAGUUCGUGAUCGCUGAGCCUGAUAAGGCCGCUUGGGAGCAAUUCCAGGCCAAAGCCAAAGUGAACCCUACCGCUCAAAAGGCAAGUGCCGAGGAGGAUAGGGAAAUCCGGGAGCGAGGUCUGGAGUGCCCCAUGGACAACAAAAUGUUCUUAGAGCCAAUGAAGACUCCGUGUUGUGAGAAGACGUAUUGCAAUGAUUGCAUCACUAAUGCUCUCAUUGAGAGCGACUUCAUCUGCCCGAGCUGCAAGACAGAGGGCGUCCUCAUCGAUGAUCUAAAACCGGACGAGGAGGCUGUUGAGAGAAUCAAGGCGUUUCUUGCCGAGAAGGACGGUAAGGCAAAGGAGGGUUCCAGGAGCCCCAGGAGUGCCGCAGCGCAAGACUCGCCGGUGGCCGCCGACGGAGAGACAGCCGUCGACGGCAAAACAGAAGCCACGAAGACAAAGUCGCAAUCGCCAUCGCCUGCAGCUGCCGCGCCCGCCACGACACAAGCAGGCCAAAGGACAACACCUACCUCGACUUCUACUACGGCAGGAGAACAAACCCAGGUUUCCAAGAAGCGUGCGGCGGAGGACGCCUUAGAGAACCCGAAGAUACCUAAAGCCCCAAAAGCGAUGCAGAAGGCGCAGGAAGUCAAGCAACAAAAUAUGAUGGGGCAAAUGAUGCCUGGGAUGCCUGGCAUGGCGCCAGGUAUGCCCGGGAUGAGCGGAAUGCCCGGCAUCGGUCCCAUGGGCGGAAUGCCGAUGAUGUUCCCUGGGAUGCCCAUGAUGGCCGGCAACUUCGGUCCCAUGGGCGGCAUGCCCAACAUGAACAUGGCUAUGAUGAACCCCAUGAUGAAUCCCAUGAUGGGCAUGGGCGCGAACGGAUUCGGCGGCAUGAACGGCAUGGCCGGCCCCGGAGGGUACAACAACGGCGGAUGGGUUGGCCCAGGCGGUGGAGACAUGGGCGGCCUGGACAUGAACGGCGGCGGCGCGCGGAUGCAUGGUGGCAUGGGAAUGGGCAUGGGCGGCGGAUAUGGCGGCGGACCCCAGCAGGGCCAGCAGCAAGGGCCGGCUUUCCAGCAACAGCACCCGAAUUUCACAUAUCAGCCCGCUGACGAAGAGGAUGCCUACUUCCGCAAGCCGGUGAACCCCCAUCGGCAUCAGAAUCGUCAGCGCCGGGUCCGGCCGAGCGAUUACAGGGAGCUAUGAGGAGGAGUGGAUUCGCAAGCAAUCCUGACCGACCGUACGAAGUCGUCGACAAUGCAUACAUAACUACUAGUACCUUUCCAUGUCUGACCCGCACCGCUGUUGACACAAAGCUGGGCCGACAAACAGUAUAUACGGGAUGCCAUGUCA
Chaetomium strumarium is the source of this 2346-nucleotide messenger RNA. RefSeq names its product DWNN domain-containing protein. Gene Ontology annotation, molecular function: ubiquitin protein ligase activity; zinc ion binding; nucleic acid binding. Bases 268 to 2199 code for a protein of 643 amino acids. The record is from RefSeq and is a predicted model, not a curated record. Gene Ontology annotation, biological process: ubiquitin-dependent protein catabolic process; protein ubiquitination. The transcript is spliced from 3 exons. Lineage: Eukaryota; Fungi; Ascomycota; Sordariomycetes; Sordariales; Chaetomiaceae. Gene Ontology annotation, cellular component: nucleus.